Symbiodinium pilosum is the source of this 1077-nucleotide messenger RNA. Lineage: Eukaryota; Dinophyceae; Suessiales; Symbiodiniaceae. The record is from the annotation of a GenBank genome assembly.
GAUUUAUCUUGCGUGCUGCAGCACAGCUCAGCGCAACAAAGUGUGAAGCCGUCUUUUUUUCAAGCUGGCUCGUCAACUGCGGAGCUUCCCAGUGAUGCAACUUGCAAGAAGAAGUUCACUGACAACAAGGUUUGCAAGACCACGAGCGGUGUAGAUUGCACCCACACCAAGUUCGAUGAUGGAGACGACCGGGGUAAGUGCUGGUUCUCGGAAACAAAUGGCAGGAACCCCUGCAAGCCUUACCCAGUUGCAGGAACAUGGACCACGGCCAAGGUUGACUUUGACCCAGAUGAAGCCGGCUUUUGCUUCACCGUUCCUGAAGGCAUUUGCCCGGUGCAGAUUUGCGUCAAGAGCGGGAGCCCGAACAGCGGGGCCGGUCGUUUCUGCUAUUCUGGCAAGCAGACCUGUGGCACAAACGGUGGUCCUUCCAAUGGCAAGGUGGACCAAACGGUUUGCACCAAGUGGACAGCUCCGGACAAGUUUUGCGUUGUAAGCUUGGCCACCAACAGCAACAACCCGAACAACAUCCGAGACCUGAGCAACUUUGCUAUUCAGUUCGGCUGCUGCGACGGGAGUGGAGGUGUGGUGGGAGAUCCCCACAUUCACACUUUGGACGGAAAUGAGUUCGACCUAUAUGACAAAGGAACGUAUUCCGUCUUCCACUACGGCGGUGCCGGUGACGUUGAUUGGCAGCUCUAUGCCACUUAUGGAGGCCCGCUGUGGACAGUCCAAGGGCUGCUCUUGGUGGAUCGCUCAUUGGGCCGCUUCCGCCAGGCUAUGGAGCUUACGUCAGAGGACUGCCAGUGGCGCAGCAAGACAGGGCAGGAGUCGUGGUCCGUCCUCGAGCAGAAUGCAUCACUAUCUUUAUUGGAGGGGGGCGAGUACGUCACUGGCUUUGACUACGUCAACGAAAAGCACAUCAACCUUCGCUUGAACACCCCUCACGGCAAGAAGGACGUUCUCACCCUCAACACGGUGUGCAUGAGUGGCGCUAUCAACUUGCGGGUGUCCCCGCAGAAAGCCUUCGAGCCUAAGUUCUUGACCGGCCAAAUUCAAGCCGGCAAUGCCAAGAGCCAG